CCUUACGUCAUUUCCUCGAUAGCUUCUUAGCUUCAAGCAAACACCGGAGCUGCGACCCACCGGAAAGCGGUUCGUUCUCCGGUGAAAACAACCAAAUAACGCCGGAUAUAGUGACAAGGUAGAGUGGUUAAUAGAAACAUCAUGGAGGAGCAAAGUUCAGACAUAGAAGUGACGGUGAAAACACUAGACUCCCAGAGCAGAACCUACACUGUUGGUUCUCAGCUGACAGUGAGGGAGUUUAAGGAGCACAUCGCCCCUUCGGUGGGCAUUCCUGUGGACAAACAAAGGCUCAUCUACCAGGGCAGAGUGCUGCAGGAUGAACGGACGCUCGCAGACUACAACGUGGGUGGAAAGGUGAUCCACCUGGUGGAGCGGGCCCCGCCUCCACCCUCCCAGGGCGGUCCGGGGUCUGUAGGACCCUCAGCGGACAGCGGCCCGUCCUCAUCCUCCCAGGGAACGUCCCAAGUGCCACACGACCGCAACGCUAACAGCUACGUUAUGCUAGGAACCUUCAACCUCCCCGUCAACAUCAUGGACCCCCAGCAGAUCCAGCAGAUGACGGUGCAGCAGAUGGUGUCGGGAAUGGGGGAGAACUCCCGGAACGCCAGGGUCACCACCAGCACCGGGAGCAACGGCUCGGUGAACGUUCACAUCGACAUGGACCAGCCGGUCCAGAGCGAGCCCAGGCUGAGGCUGGUGCUGGCCGAGAACCUGCUGCGAGACAUCCAGGACGUCAUCAACAGGAUGGAGGGUCGGACCACUGACUCAUCCUCCCAAACCGAAACCACUUCUGCUGCAGCUGCUGCUGCAGCUGCUGCUGCUCCCCCGCCUCCCUCCUCCUCCUCCACCACUUCCACUCCGUCUCCCUCCGCCCAGCCAAUGGACACCUCUCCACCCCCGACUACGCCUCCGCCCUCCUCCUCCGCCCAGUCUGAGGGACCGACCCCACAGCCGGGUCCAAGCCACCCCAGCCCGGCGGAGCUGGCAGAGAUGCUGUCUGAGCUGCGGCGGGUGGAGGAGCGGCUGCAGCCGUUCAUGCAGCGAGCGCACAGCAUCCUGGAGACGGCCACCGCCGCAGAGUACAACAACAAUACAGAGAGAGAGGACGACCAGAGGACUCUGGUUCAGAUCUGUGAGUGUCUGCGUUUGCUGGGCAACGCCCUGGUUGCCCUGAGCGACCUGCGGCUGAACCUCAUGAGCCCGGUUCCCCGCCACCUCCACGUGGUCCGCCCGUUCUCCCACUACAGCAGCCCCGUCGGCCUCCCUGGAGCCGUGCACCAUCACAUCCCAGUGCAAAUGAACCUGGGAGCCACAGUGACUGUUGCAGCCAACAGCACUGAGGGACAAGCUCCGCCCACCCAGCCCAGCGGCCAGCCGGAGCAGGCAGGUCAGGGACAGACCUCCCCCUCACAGACUACCACGGCCAAUCAGCAGGCUGGACAGGGACAGGGUGGCUCCCGGGUCAUCAGGAUCAGCCACCAGGCAGUCCCGGUGGUCAUGAUGCAGAUGAACGCGGACGGUCCUGGAGGAAACGGUGCAGCAGGUGGACAGCAAAUGCCUGGCCAAGCAGGGGGCCUCCCGCCAGACUUCAUGCGGAACCUCAUGCAGCAGAUCAGCCAGUAUGCAGCUGCUGUGGCGACCAGCGCUGCGACCGCUGCAGCCACCGGCCAGCCCGUCCCGCCGCAGCCCACCCCCCCCGGCUCCACUCCCACCUCCUCAGCCACCACCACUGGGCCCAACACGCCCACCACCACCCCCACCGCCCCCCCUCCGCCCUCCCAGGCUGGACCCCAACACCCUCAGGCCAGGGUGGUCUUCUCUCGGCCCCCCUUCGCCGCCGGCAUGCCCCCGCCGGCCUUCGGGACCCGGGGAACCACCAUCAACGUGAGGGCGGCCAUGCCGAGCCAGCAGCCGGGACAGGCUUUCAACCCUGCUGCCCUGAACCAGAUGAUCAGCGGGCUGGUUGGGCAGCUCCUGAUGCCGGGCCAGAUGGCAGGCCAAACCGUCUCUUCCUCCUCUUUCUCCACACCCACUUCCACCUCCUCCUCCUCUCAGACUUCAUCCUCCAGCUCCUUUUCCUUUUCCACGUCGGGUCCGAGCCCGCCGCCCAUGGCGCCGGCCCAGAGUGAGAGCAGCAGCGGCGAGCCCCAGGACUUGGCCCCGGACCUCCGCCAGCUCCUCAGCUCUCUCCUGGGCGCCGCCGGCGGCCCCGGCGCCGCCGCGGCUGGGGCCCCAUCUAUAACCGUCACCACUUCCAGCGUCCCGGCGUUCAUCCAGGGCAUGACGGAGUUCAUGCAGCAGGCCUCCCAGCCCAUUUUCUCUCCUCCUCCUCCUCCUCCCUCUGCGGGCCCCACCGCAGGCGCCAACCCGGCGGGGGGUGAAGCAGAGUCCGUGAACCCGGAGCUGUUCACAGGGAUCAUGCGCGGCGUCCUGAGCACCAUGAUGGGCUCGCUGGGCCAGGCCCAGAACGACACCGAGAGCAUCGCUCAGUUCAUGCAGCGGCUGUCGCAGGCCACCAACCUCUUCAACGGCCAGGAUGACCCCACAGGGUUCUUCGGGGAGCUGCUGAUUUUGGUGUGCCAGACGUUCACCAUGUCUGACCUGGUGCUGCUGCUGCACGGCCAGCACCAGCCGCUGAGCCGCAUCCAGCCCCAGCUGGCCCAGUUCUUCACCCAGAACUACCUCAGCGGCAGAGAGCCCACGGACCAGAACAUCGCUGCGGCUGCGGAGAGCCUGGUCAACGAUCUGGAGGAGUACAUCACCGAGAGCUUCAGGGAGUCUUCCGUCUCGGUGCUGGACGGCGUGGACGCCACUCAGACCAACAUGUCUUUCUUCAGGCAGCAGCUGACGCAGAUCUCCACUCACAUCCUGCGCUGCACAGAUGAGACGUUUGGGCCCAGGCUGCUGCAGAUGUGCAACCAGGCGCUGUUUGAGUGUCUGGCCCUCAACCUGCACUGCCUGAGAGGAGACCAGAGAGCGCUGACCGACGUCAUCAACCACAGGAUCCGCCGCAUGUCGAGCGACAUCAACCCCAGCCUGGUGAACUGGAUGACCGGCAUGAUGACGAUGCGGCUGCAGGUGAUUCUGGAGCACAUCCCCGUCUCCCAGGAGCAGAUCCAGAGCUACAUCGUCUACACACAGAGGGACCGGAGCUCAGCGGGCGGCGAGCAGGAGGCUCAGAGCGCCACGAUCGGAGACACUCUCUCACCCGCAGCUGCCACCACCGCCGAGGAAGCCAUGUCCGUGUCCCACGACACCCCCGCUGCGUCGUCAAGGGAGACCAGAGCGUUGCCUGGAGACCUGGGAGCGUCGGGCGGAGCCGCGCCGCUGGGGGGCGACGUGGCGGCGGCCGGAGCUGAGGGCGGCAGCGAGGAGGCGGAGACCUGGGCGGCAGCCGUUCCUCCGGAGUGGGUUCCCAUCAUCCGCUGCGACAUGAUGACUCAGAGGAAGAUGAAGGCUCAGCCGCCGUUAUCCGACGCCUACCUCCACGGGAUGCCGGCCAAACGCAGGAAGACGGGUCAGGGCGGCGGCAGCCUGCUCUCGCUGUCCGACGCAGUGGGCCAGGCGGCCAGGAGCGCCGGCGUCCGGCCCAUCAGCUCCCCGGAGCAGCUGCAGGCGGACCUGGAGGCGCAGGAAGUGAAGGAGGCGUAUUCAGAGCAGGUGAAAGCAGACGUGAAGAAGCGGGUCAGAGAAGACCCGGACUUCAACUCGCAGCAGUUCCCCAACACACACAGAGCUUUCUCCCCGGACUCCUAACCGCCUCCCUGCAGCAUUAAAGCCCUUCGUUUGUAUUUCCUUUUGGUUUCUGUGGAUCGCUUUAUCCCAGAGAGCUGCUGGACUCCAGGAGGAGCCGGGUUCUGAUGGGUCCGCUUUCCGGCCAACAGAGAGGCAGGCGGCUCCUUCAACAAACAAGAUUCAGGAAUCAUGAUCAGCUGGUUUCUGUCACUUUGCACAUCCUUGUGCAGAAGUUGCAGCGUUUUUCCUCUCUGUUGGUCUGAAAGCACGAGAGGCAAAUUCCAGUAUUUAUUUCAGGAAAUCUGUUGGGAAGUUUCAGGAUAAAACGGAUCGGCUCCAGCUGCUGAAGAUCCAAGUUCUUUACGCUGUUAGUCGGUUUAAAGCCGUAAAACUACUGAUUAUAACGAACUCAGUGGGAAGCAGGAAGAACAACAGCAAAUCAGAAACCUGUAAAGUUACUUUAGUGCCCUCUUGUGGUGAAACAGUAUAUUGCAUAAUUUGACAGCUGAAAAUUUGAUAAGAAAUGUUGAAUAAAUGACUGAAUUUCCUGAACAUGAAUAGAAAAUGAAUUCAUGCCAGUUCCUGGUGGUUUUUAUUAUUUCAAUAACAAGAUAAAAAAAAAUUUUCAGUUUCUCCAAAGGAAUAAAACGAUGAAUCGACUCAGUUCAGUCCAGGAUGGAGUUUGUGCAGAACGUCGACUAAAGAAUGUAACUAAUGGAGUUAUUUUUCUAAUCCUCCACUAAUCAACUAGAAACAUUCUGAGAAUCCUCUAACAUAACUACCAACUUCUUCUAUUUAUUGCUUUGUGCUCCAACUUUAGCAGAGAAAUCGGCCUCCAUUAAACACAUCGACACUCGUCUUAUUCUUUGGUUUGGAUCCCUGAGCUGCUGUUGCUUUUAGGGACCCGAAUCAUCAGCGUAAAUCUGAUUCUUUCUUCAACACCUUCAAACACGAUGACUUUAAUGUGAUGCUGUUUGGUACAUGAAUGUACAGGAAACCGAAUAAAAACCUUCGUUUAAAUAA
Messenger RNA from Gambusia affinis (western mosquitofish), 4758 nucleotides. It is a transcript of the gene bag6, whose product is annotated as BCL2 associated athanogene 6. The record is from RefSeq and is a predicted model, not a curated record. Gene Ontology annotation, molecular function: polyubiquitin modification-dependent protein binding; misfolded protein binding. The transcript is spliced from 25 exons. NCBI's taxonomy places the organism in Eukaryota, Metazoa, Chordata, Actinopteri, Cyprinodontiformes, Poeciliidae. Gene Ontology annotation, cellular component: BAT3 complex. Bases 142 to 3756 code for a protein of 1204 amino acids.